UAAACAUCUGGUUGUUCUGGGUUAGAGCCAGUGUAGAUUCCUAAAACCCCAUCAAUUACAGAGAGAGGGGGAUUCAGAGUAAAGAAAGCAACAGAUGAGAAUGUAACAGAGAGAAGGGAAACAUAAGAGAAGGAGUGACAGAGAAAACUGGAUUAAAACUAAAGCAACAGCAGUGAGAAGAGAGAGAGAGAGAGAGAGAGAGAGAGAGAGAUGGCACUGUUCCCAUACUGCAGGCUGCCUUCAGGAUUUUCUUUUGGAAAUCGGAAGCCACUGAUUGUCUUGGGUGUUUGUCUUCUCGCUGGAUUGAUCUACUUUCUAAAGGAGAAGAGAAUGUUUGCUGUUCCUAACGACGCCAUCCGUUUGUUCUCUGAAGUGGAGCAAAUCCGAUCAGGAUCGUACAGUAAAGAGGUUCCUGUGAUGACACCUUGGGGUGCCCCUCUGGUAUGGGGAGAUAGUGAAUCCUCUGUCUGGCGUAGAGACAAGGUUGCUCAUCUUGGUGCUCACACUGGCUUGGCGAUCAUGGCUAUCGGGAACUACAAUCACUACAUACGACGCCUCCUGUCUUCUGCCGAUCUCUACUUUCUGCUCAAUUUCUACGUCACUUACUACGUUUUGACUGACAGACCAGCAGAGCUCGAUCCUCCCUUGAACCUAUGGCUGAACAGAGAGCUGCGUGUCAUUCCUGUAGCUGAGAUGCCAGGCUGGGACAGGCUCGGUCUACGGCGCAUGGCUCUGCUUGCAACCCUCAUCAAGGAGCAGAUAAAUCUGGAGGUAGAUUAUGUCUUCUGCAUUGAUGCUGAUCAGGAAUUCACAAACCCAGUAGGCACAGAAAUCUUAGGGAAGCUGACAGCCACACUGCAUCCUCUGUUCUAUGGAAAACCUAGGUACACUUACCCAUAUGAGAGAAACUCAGACUCACUGGCUUAUGUUGCCAUGGGGGAAGGUGACUAUUACUAUAGCUCUGAGUUCUAUGGAGGCUUGUGCUCCAAGGUGUUAGCCAUGGUUCAGACAUGCUCUCUACUCAUCCUACAGGACCAGGAGAAAGGAGUUCGAGCCCAGGAAUUAGAGGAAAGUUACCUGAACCGCUAUUUGAUCAGCAAUAGACCCACUUGUGUCCUUUCACCAGAGUACAACUGGUGGGAUUCACCUGGAGUCCCUGGAGUGCCAACUCAGAGGCUGUGCUCUAUCGGCAGACAAUGCUUAUCGACAGGCAACUACAAAGGAAAUCCGAACGCUUGCUGAUCGGAGGAAAUAAGAGGACAAUUUGCACACACAAGAAGGAACAACUGACUUAUCAUAUCAGUAUGAAAAGCAUGAAUUAAAAAAAUUGAAUAAAAAAAGUUUAGAAUUGAGUAGCUACUGAAUAGCUUGAUUACUAAUAGGGUCAUUUACAGGUUGUACAAAAUGAUUUACAUAAAACAUUUUAGAACCCGAUACUGGGUACUGGAAUGCUAUAAAAAUUGAUUUUACAAUUGUCAAAUAUACAUUGCACCUUUGCUUAUAAUAAAGACAUCAUGAGAACCUUUUAAUUUAAGAUUAGGACCAACAUGAAUGCAUUGUAUGCAUUCCAGAGUUCGGGACAUUUCUUAAAUGACUGACAUUCUUGUAUGUUAGUGUUAGCACUGGAGUUUCAUUUCCAAGCUAUGUGAUUGGACGAUUUUGAGUUUGAAUCCCGGAACUGUUUGUUGAGCCCUUAAACAAAACUCAAAAGUUUAGCUCGUAUCAUCUCUUAAAAUGUAAGUUAUUCGAUAAAGUUGCGAGAGGAUAUAACUAAGCACUAAGUAGCGAUCAUUUCUAGACAUGUUUGUAAUUUGAAUGCAUGGAUUUUUUUUAAAUUAAGGAAAUACGACGCACCUUUUGUGUUUCUUGUACUUCUGUUUAAUUUCAUUCUCAAGAAGCCACUCAACACCACUUUGACGACUUCCAACAAGCCUUAAUAAUACAAAAAUAAACAUUUACUACGGUU
Messenger RNA from Tachysurus vachellii, 1966 nucleotides. Its product is annotated as globoside alpha-1,3-N-acetylgalactosaminyltransferase 1-like. The transcript has 3 exons. Gene Ontology annotation, biological process: carbohydrate metabolic process. NCBI's taxonomy places the organism in Eukaryota, Metazoa, Chordata, Actinopteri, Siluriformes, Bagridae. Gene Ontology annotation, cellular component: Golgi apparatus; membrane; vesicle. The record is from RefSeq and is a predicted model, not a curated record. Gene Ontology annotation, molecular function: hexosyltransferase activity. The coding region runs from base 211 to 1242 and encodes 343 amino acids.